Molecule: messenger RNA, 1761 nt
Organism: Suillus fuscotomentosus
Lineage: Eukaryota; Fungi; Basidiomycota; Agaricomycetes; Boletales; Suillaceae
Exons: 6
Coding region: 1-1761 (586 amino acids)
Source: RefSeq, a predicted model, not a curated record
AUGCCCCGAUCCAACUCAUCAGUAGACAGCCCAAAAAAGAUGAAGCAGAAGAAAUUGACUGAGGAAGAGGUGUUGGUCUUAAAAUCUCACCUAGAAGAAUGGAAGGAAGCAGCCGCUGAGGAUAGAAAAAAGAUUAUGAAGGUGGUAGUAAAAGAGGCCAAGGUUCAUGCCCCUACUAUGGAUGACCGGUUAUUGAAGAAAAGGAAAUAUACGUACCGGGACUGGUUAUAUAACCGGAGGCCCGAAAAGACUCGCAAAAAACAAGCAAGCAAGUUAGGUCAGAAAUGGACUUCCCAGUCGGUGAUAGAACAACUGCGCAAGGAGGAUAUCAUCGAAAAGACCGGAGCAAGGCCAGGGUCAAAGACGUUUAUUGAAAGAUACCAGUCAACCCUCACUGCAAUCAUGGCCAGUCUAUCUAAAGAGGAGCUAGAGGAAGCUCAGAACACUGCGAUCGAAUGGUCUGACAAGGCUCCUCCUGCAGCGGUCCAGGCGGACUUUGCAAAGAAGAAAGCACCCGGUAUGAUGAAGGAUCUGGCGACCAAGUUGUGGAAGCAGGCUGGUAUGAGAAUUUUCAUAUUAUCAGCAUGGAAAACAGAAGAAGACGAAGUCCGGAUCAAUGGAAUGGACUUCAAUGAAAAUUUAGAGGGCAACAGUUUUACUGAUACGAAGGACUGGAAGCCCAUGUUAUCAGAGUGGAAUGCCUAUGCUGGAGAAGAGUUCGUCAAGUACUUAUCACACUUGGGGGCCAUACCAGAAGUUGACCUAAAUAAUGAUGAUGACGACAAUGAGGGGGAGGUGAAGAAGAGCAGAAAGAAAGGGGGAAAGAAGGACGAUUAUCCUUUGGAGGUUGAUAGCUAUGGGCUUCCGGUCAUACCGGACGUUGAAGACCUCAGCCUAGAGAGUAAAAAGUGUCUUAUCCGAACGUUCCUCACCAAACACUACAGGUUGUGUAGCCAGCAAUCAAAGGCGUCUGUUCCUUGGGCCUCAGUGAGGAAGGCUCCAGGUGAUUUCAUUUCGGCCAAGUAUUUACCUACCGGCAUGAAGAUGGAUGAUCCGUCAAAGAUCUGGUUAGCUGAAGCUGACCGGCUGUUAGCAUUUUGGCUUCAGAGACAGAAGGAUAAAAUUCGCCCAACCUUUGAAUUUACAGCCUGGGAAGGCGACGAUAAGAUGAUGAGAGAACCGGUGGAUACAACCUCCAGCGAGGAUUCAGACACCGGACCCAGGGUUCCAGUUAAAAAGUCAACCAGAAAGCUUAGGAGGAGAGUGGAACAGGAUAAAAGUGAUGAGGACCAGGAAGACAAAGAAGACAAGGAUGACAAGGAUGACGGGGAAGGGGACGAGGACAACAAAGAAGAUGAGGACGACAAGGAAGACAAGGAAGGAGACGAGGACAACAAAGAAGACAAGGAAGGAGACGAGGAAGACGUUGUCCAAUCGCCUCCUUCAAAGUCUAAACCGGCCAAAAAGCAGGGCAGGGCCAGUCCGGUUCAAUUUGAGUCGCAUCCUCGACCACCGGUCAAGAAUUCCAUGCCGGUCCCAUCGCCACCUUCAAAGUCCAAAUCAACCAAGAAGCGUGGUAGGGUUGGUCCAGCUCAAUCUAAUUCGGAGGAAGAUUCUCGACCACCGGUCAAGAAAUCCAAGCUCACUGGUGGGGGCAAUGGAAGGUGUCCAGGCCAAGAUGCAAAACAAGAGGGCACCGGUGCCCAAAUCAACCCCACCUUUCCCAACAAAGGCCACCGGCAGGAAAACCAAAGACCAUGA